Python bivittatus (Burmese python) is the source of this 2048-nucleotide messenger RNA. It is a transcript of the gene PRSS23, whose product is annotated as serine protease 23. Gene Ontology annotation, biological process: proteolysis. NCBI's taxonomy places the organism in Eukaryota, Metazoa, Chordata, Lepidosauria, Squamata, Pythonidae. The record is from RefSeq and is a predicted model, not a curated record. Gene Ontology annotation, molecular function: serine-type endopeptidase activity.
UUGCGCGCGCGGGGAGGAAAGCUCCCAUUUCUUGGCCGGGGGCAGCAGCGCCGAAAACCCGCAAGGGAUGGGGUUGCGGUGCCCACCUGCCUGAUUGUCGUUAUUGCUUUAAACCCAGACAAAACUUUGCUUUCAGAAGCACGGAAAACUUUCAGCGCCCUGAGACGCUGUGGAAGAGGAUCACAGUUUGUUGGAAAGAACAUGCAGUCACUGUCAAGGAUUGGCGACAAGAUCCUUGCUCACCAUGGGGGCAUUGCCAGUCUUCCUCCUACUCCUAUGGACUGUAAAAGGAGUUGCACCCUCACAUCCUCAUGGGAAGCCAACUUGGCCAACCUACAAGGUACCCGUUGUUCUACCCCAAUUAACAAUUCAUUUGGACAAACCACACUUCGAUGCAGAAGCCAAACUGGAAGUGGUCUCUUCAUGUGGUCCAUCUUGCCACAAACGUUCCCCACUCCCAACGUAUGAACAGGUGAAAGAUUAUUUGUCCUAUGAGACGUUGUACUCGAAUGGUUCCCGCACCGAGACAGAAGUUGGCAUCUACAUUGUUAACAGGGUCAAUGCAGGUGGACAGAGCCGAUCGCGGACAAAGAGGCAAAUCUACGGCUAUGACACGAGGUUUAGUAUUUUUGGCAAGGACUUCUUGCUGAAUUACCCUUUUUCUACUUCCGUGAAGUUGUCCACAGGAUGCACUGGAACGUUAGUGGCUGAAAAACAUGUCCUGACAGCUGCUCAUUGCAUCCACGAUGGCAAAAGUUAUGUCAAGGGAGCCAAGAAGCUACGGGUUGGGUUCCUGAGACCCAAGCCGAAAGAUGGCCUCAAAAGGACCAACAACAGUAACUCCCUUGAGCCUGAGAAAAUGAAAUUCCAGUGGAUUCGGGUGAAACGGACACAUGUUCCCAAAGGAUGGAUAAAAGGGAAUGCCAAUGACAUUGGCAUGGAUUAUGACUAUGCCCUGCUGGAGCUCAAGAAACCCCAUAAGCGAAAGUUCAUGAACAUAGGAGUGAGUCCAACAGCAAGUCAGCUGCCCAGAGGAAGAAUUCAUUUCUCGGGCUAUGACAAUGAUCGGCCUGGAAACUUGGUUUACCGGUUCUGUGAUGUCAAAGAUGAAACCUACGAUCUCUUGUAUCAGCAGUGUGACGCCCAGCCAGGGGCCAGUGGUUCUGGAGUGUAUGUGAGGAUGUGGAAGAGACAGAACCACAAAUGGGAGCGUAAAAUUAUUGGGAUAUUUUCUGGGCACCAGUGGGUGGACACCAACGGUUCCCCCCAGGAUUACAAUGUGGCCGUUCGUAUCACGCCCCUCAAAUACGCACAGAUUUGUUUUUGGAUCACGGGCAACUACCAGCAGUGUAGAGAUGGAUAGAUCCAAUCUAUGUCCCAGAAAGGCUUCAGUGGCUUGCUGGGGAGGGGAAGGGAAGGGGUGGUGUUGGUGGAAAGCAUAUGCCUGACUGCUCUAUGGGCACAGUUCUGUUUUUAGAAAUGCCAGGGUGCAGGAGUUGACAGGGCGCUCAACCCGGUUAAUGUUUGUCAGUAAGCACGGUGUCCAUGCCAUGGCACAGAUCCUAUACCUUUGCUUACUUUUUGCCUUAGGAUAAGCAAUAGGAUACCCAUGUAAAACGGUUGGGACCGAAGCAAAUUAUCUGCAUCUCCCUUUUACAGCCUGUUUUAGGAUGGGCCAUCAUUCGCCAAUGGAGACGCUGAUUGGCUGGCUCUCACGUCAUUCAUGAAGCACAGUGUUGGCUAGGUCUAAUAGGAGGAUAACUGAAGGGAGCCACAGGCAUCCAUUCUCAACUCCGGUGAUGCCAAAACAGCAAAUGAUGGGUUGUGACAUUACAGUACAAGCUCUUCCCUUUUGGAUGUGUGUUGUGACAUCAGUCACCAGCAUAUAAGGGAUUAAUUUACUUUGGGAUGUCAUGACACAUUUUUUCAUCAUUUCCCUUUCCCCUGGGGUUGGAGAUUUCCCAUGGUGGUCUUUCUUCUCCUUCUCCUUCUCCUUCUCCUUCUCCUUCUCCUUCUCCUUCUCCUUCUCCUUCUCCUUCUCCUUCUCC